UGAAGUGAAACAAUUGACUUCAACUUCUCUUCACCCUUUUUCUUCUCUUACUUCUUCAUUGUCGACUCGCAACUGGAGUUACAAUGUCUUUGCGAGCUUUCACGGGCCUGAUGUCCGUAAAACACUUCUCAGCCACAUGCGUGAACAGUUUAAUGUCAAUGGGAUCACUAUGUAUAAUGAUCAAAAGAUGGUGAGAAGCGAAGAGACAGCUCCUUCACUCACAAAUGGUAUAAGAGAAUCUAGGAUCGCGAUUGUGAUUCUCUCCAAGAAAUAUGCUUGUUCAAGCUGGUGUUUGGAUGAAUUGGUGGAGAUAUUGGAGUGCAAAAAAACUAUGGGACAGAUAGUGAUGACCAUCUUCUAUGGAGUGGAGCCAUCUGAUGUACGGAAACAGACCGGGGAAUUCGGGAUCGCUUUCGAGGAUACUUGUGAACAUAAGACGAAGGAGGCAAAGCAGAAAUGGAUCAAAGCUUUGACUAAUGUGAGCAACAUUGCUGGAGAAGACUUCCUAAGAUGGGCAAAUGAAGCAGACAUGAUCAAGCAAAUUGCCAGAGACGUUUCAGAUAAACUCAAUGCUACACCGUCUAGAGACUUUGAUGGCAUGGUGGGACUUGAACCUCACAUAAGAGAAUUGAAUUCUUUACUAAAAUUAGAUGAUAAUGGAGUUAUGAUGGUUGCAAUCACUGGUCCUGCGGGAAUUGGAAAGACCACCAUUGCUAGGGCUUUACAAAGUCAAAUCUCUAAUAGGUUUCAGCUUACUUGUUUUGUGGACAACCUUAGGGAAAACAAUCAUAGUGGUUUUGAUGAACAUGGCUGGAAGCUGCGUUUACAGGAGCAAUUUCUUUCAAAUCUUUUGAAUCUUGGUAGAAUUAGGAUAGGCCAUUCUGGUGUGAUAGAAGAAAGGCUAUCCAAGCAUAGGGUGCUCAUCAUUCUUGAUGAUGUGUACCAUAUAAAGCAAUUAGAAGCGCUAGCAAAUAAAACUACAUGGUUUGGUUCUGGAAGCAGGAUUAUAAUUACCACAGAAAACAAAGAGAUUUUGCAGCAACAUGGUAUCAAAAAUAUGUACCGUGUGGGGCUUCCAUCUGAUGAACAAGCGCUCAAGAUCUUAUGCAGAUAUGCUUUUGGAAACAACUCUCACAACCAGGGGUUUGAAAAGCUUGUACCAAGAGUGACAAAGCUUUGUGAUAACCUUCCGUUGGGUCUAAGUGUUGUGGGCUCAUCUUUGCGUGGGAAGGAGGCGGAUGAAUGGGAAGAGGUACUGAGCAGGCUGGAAACUAAUCUUGAUCGAGAUAGCGGAACUAUUCUUGAUCGAGAUAUUGAUGACGUACUAAGAGUUGGCUACGAGAGUUUAGAUGAGAAUGAGCAAACGCUAUUUCUCCACAUUGCAGUCUUCUUCAACUAUAAAAGUUGGAAUCUCGUGAACACCAUGUUCGAUGAUAGUGACUUGGAUGUCAAACAUGGGUUGAAGAUCCUUGUAAACAGAUCUCUCAUCCAAGAGACCAUUGGAUAUGAGCAUAGAAUAGUGAUGCACAGAUUACUAGAACAAAUGGGUAAAAAAGCCAUUCAAAAACAAGACCCUUGGAAACGCCGGAUCUUGAUGAAUGCUCGGGAGAUUUGUGAUGUUCUUCAACAUGCCAAAGGUACAUGGAAUGUUCUUGGUAUAUCGUUUGAUAUAUCAAGAAUCAACGAACUAUCCAUCAGCAAGAAAGCUUUUAAAAGAAUGACUGAUCUCCGAUUCCUCAAAAUUUACAAAAGACAAUAUGACGGGAAUGAUAGAAUGCAUAUACCGGAGGAGAUUCAGUUUCCGUGCGGACUAAGGUUACUAGAUUGGGAAGCUUAUCCGAGCAAGUGUCUUCCUCCUACGUUCAAUCCUCAAUAUCUUGUUGAACUCAGUAUGAAGAAUAGCAAGCUCGAGAAGCUAUGGGAAGGGAUCAAGCCGCUUGCAAAUCUCCAGAAGGUGGAUUUUUCAGGAUCUGUUCAUUUGAAGGAACUUCCCGAUCUUUCAAAUGCAACAAAUCUUGAGAAGUUGGAUCUAAUAGGCUGCGAGAGCUUGGUAGAGAUUCCAUCCUCUUGUUCAAAUCUUCACAAACUACAGAAGUUGUGGGUGAGUGGAUGCAUAAACCUACAAGUACUUCCAGCUCGCAUGAACUUGGCAUCCCUUGAUGAAGUAUUCAUGAGAGGAUGCUCAAGGUUGAAAAACAUUCCAGUCAUGUCAACGAACAUCAGAAAACUGUGUAUAUCGGAGACAGCUGUUGAAGAUGUGCCUGCAUCAACUAAGCUAUGGACUCGUCUUACGUCUCUCAUUAUAAACAAAGGUGGAAAGCUCAAGAGAUUAACAUAUCUCCCCAAGAAUGUCACAGAUCUAGACCUAAGCUAUUCUGAUAUUCAAAAGAUUUCAGAUAGCAUCAAAGCCCUUCAUCAGCUACGGAACCUUAAUCUAGCUGGCUGCACAAGACUCGCGUCAUUACCAAAGCUCCCUGGCUCGCUCAAAACCGUAAUAGCCGAAGACUGUGAAUCACUGGAGACCGUAUCUAGCUCUUUGAACACUCCAAACGCGCAGCUCAAUUUCAUCAACUGCUUCAAACUAAGUCAACAAGCAAGAAGAGCAAUUUUUAAACAAUCUUUCUUUAUAGGAGUGGCACUCUUACCAGGAAGAGAAGUGCCUGAAGAGUUCGAUCACCGAGGAAGAGGAACCUCAUUGACCAUUCGUCCAGACGGUAACCCUUACAGCGGCUUUGUGGUUUGCGUUGUGAUUUCCCCUAAGCAGCAAGAGUUUAGUUUUUCCCAGCUAAAGUGUCGUCGCAUAGGCGUAGCUCAAGACGACUUCUAUCCAGUUGAAAUGUUGGUAUACGUAGGUGAAGUCCACAAGUUUCGAAGGGAGCAUCUAUUUGUAUUCGACUCUCGGUUUCUAGAGUUCUACCCAUCUGAUAUGAGCAGAGAGAUAGUACUCGAGCUGAGCAGCAACUCCAACGAUUUCGAUAUUAUUGACUGUGGUGCCAGGAUCUUGACCGACGAGAAUGGGAGCAAUGAAUGUGGCUUAGACGACCAAGUGUUAGAAGAAGAAACUGAGCUUGAAUCCAGGGAAGCCUUUGAAGAUAGCAUCGAACAUACAAAUGAAGUAGUCUGUUACUCGGAAGAAGUGGACGGUGGAAAACGUACUGAUUGUUGGAGUUGGCUCUUUCUCUGCUUCGGUCUCUCCCAUUUGACUAGAUUUGUUUCGGGAAGAAGACGAUAAAAUCUGGACAUAACUAGGGCAGAUGUCUAAAGCUGUGCGAUUUCCUAAAGACCAUGUCUAAAGCUAUGCGAUGCUGAGGUUAUUGUCGUUGGAGGUUAUUGUAGUUAGACUGAAGAUAUUGUAGAUUUUGUUAAUUCGGGAAGUGGUUUAAAUUUCAUUCCACCGUAAAAGUUCAUAUUCUUUGACCAGACAAAGAUUGACUAGUUAUCAUUUAUCAAGAUUGAGAAGCCACUUUUAAUAAAUAAGGAAGGUUUUUAAAGAGAAAUUGAAUAUCGCGUUUUGAUGUUGUAUAAAUAUUGGUUUAAGGAGUUGUAAAUUACUUAUUCACGUAAUCAACACAAUAAUAACACAAGUGCUUCUCAAGAAAGUUGACACAUCAGCAUUUUAGAGUGUUGUGGAGUUGACAACUCAAUUAAUGAAAAAACUGUGCUUCCAAUGAAAACAAAAGAAACUUAAACGUCACUUUUACAUCAAACAUUUUCAUUUAUUCGUUUUAUUUACGUUCAUAACACUGAUAAAGUCAAAGAAAAUUAAUAUCUAACAACUACAUUCCCAAAGUGCUGGUUAAUCUCUUUUCUUUUAUAUACUAAGUCUUUCAUAAUUUCCUCACUGAAUCUAUUUGUUUACGGUCCUCUACAUGUUAGAAGUCACGUUCUUGUGACAGUUGUGCACAAACCAACUCAUAUUUCUCGACGAGAUUGGUGAGCAAGACAACGAUGUCUGACAAAACAUGUUGUUGUGUUCACAUCCACUAUCAUGAGUAAGAUUUUGGCUUGUCCCAGCGUCUUAAAGGCCGUCGCCACUAAAGAUCUGACUGUGAAAGUAAAUAGAGUUGAUGAUGUGGUGCUUAACAGGCUCUUGUGUCAAUGAACCACAACACAGUCUACAUCAAAAAUCUAUUUGUUUCUGACUGCUGCUCUUUUUCCUGUUCUGUAGAAACAGGUUCUGGCACAGUGAGCAAUUGACUAGAAUUUUUAUAUAAGCUUCGUGUGAUCUGCCUUUAUGCUUGUUAAAGGAGAUGAAGAUGAAGAUUUAAAGGAUUUUUCGGUCACAUAAAGUUUAGUAGAAAGUCAAUACAUGUAUAUACUUGAUAGAUGAAGGUUCUAUUUUUCUUAAGAUUUUACCAUCAUUUAUUCGUUCGUUAAAGCAACUCAUCCAAAAAAACACUAUAUGGUCAUGGAACCAAUUCAAAGAACACAUUUGACUGGUCAUUUUUACAACUUUAUAACCCUUUAAAUUUGUCAAACGUAGGGUGAUUAGGUUAUGGUGUUUCAAAAUUCAACAAUUGUCUACCAAGAGAAAUUUGUUAUGCAUAUUAAUAAAAUCAGGAAUGUGUGGAUAGCAUCUUUUUGCUCAGCUUAUAUAUUUUGUAAUUACUAAUGCAAGUGAAACCAUAAACGUUAAUAUUUUUCAUAUCUAUUUAAUAUUAUUUAAGAAAUUAUUUUAACGCAAUUUAAUAUUUGAAGUUUCAGCAUUUAAAGUAUAUUAAAAUAUUAUUUUGAGAUAAACACAUAA
Messenger RNA from Brassica napus (rape), 4747 nucleotides. RefSeq names its product disease resistance protein RML1B-like. The transcript has 5 exons. Bases 137 to 3232 code for a protein of 1031 amino acids. Gene Ontology annotation, molecular function: ADP binding. Gene Ontology annotation, biological process: defense response; signal transduction. NCBI's taxonomy places the organism in Eukaryota, Viridiplantae, Streptophyta, Magnoliopsida, Brassicales, Brassicaceae. The record is from RefSeq and is a predicted model, not a curated record.